AUGCGGGGAAGUGACAGCUGGAACGAAGGUUCAGCUGUAGCGGGAACUUCUUUGCGACUGGAGCCGAGGCUCAUCAGCGAAGCUCGCAACGAGCACGGUAUGCGACAGCAGGACUUCGCCCGCUACCGACGAUAUUGCGCCUCCAAGUCCCACCGCUUGCGAGAACUUCUUUCCAUCACUCAUGCCGAUGCCUCUCACAAGGUCGACGCUAAGAAAACCAAGGGCGCAAAAGCUGCCAGGGGCAAGAAGCCUAAGAAGGCUCAGCAGGCUGCUGCUCAGAGUGCAGACGCCAAAGGCCACGGAAACGUCUUCACCGCCAAAAAACUCGACAUUGCUCAGGUUGCCGAUGCUCGUCCCGCUCAUCUUCUUCUCUUCGAGGCCGAACGAGCAUGGGCGUAUUCACAGGAGCUCCGAGCCGAAGCCUUUGACGACGAGGCCAACCCCCAGUUGCGCAAACGCGGCAUCUCCAGGCUUCGACGUGCCGAGCAGUGGUCCGACUCCCUUUACAAGCUUGUGCAGGCGCUCUCGGCUCGAUUCGACGUCUACGCUCGCGCCGAGACGGCUGCCUAUCUGCUCAUCGUCAAGGCCACCACCGCUUUCGACCGCUCCCAGUCCGAAAAGGCUCUCCAGACGCUCUCCGUCGCCCGCAAGCUGCUGAAUGCCAUCGCAUCCAACAGUGCUACCAGCCGCGCAGAGGCGCUCGCCAACAGCUUCGUCGAUGCUGGCGAAGCUCAGAUGCGCUACUCAGCCUACCAGCUUGGCAACUCGGAGCAGGACAUGGACAAGAUCGCUGCCUCCACAGCCACAACCGAAAUCUGCGAACAGAUCCUGCCCGGGCACGCCCAGCUCGUGCAGGAGCUGGCUUCCGCCAAGGAAAAGGCUGGAAGCACCAAGAAGCAGGCGCUUUCGCUCAACUGGCAUGGACGUGACAUUCCAGUGCGAAACCCUGAGUUGCUGGACACCAUCGUUGCCGCUCAAUCUGAGGAGGCUUCCCUGCGUGAGUCGGUCAAAGUCGAGGCUAUCAGCGACAAGGCCGCUGAAGCUGCUUUCGCCGCUGAUCGCAAGUCCAAGUCUGCUCUCCCUGAAAGCAAAGAUGGCAAGCGUGUUCGUCUCUCGCAUGCCCAGCGAAAGGCCAAGAAGCGCGAAAUCGCCCAGGGAGAAUCUUCGGCCGAUGGUGCCCGCAGCGCUGCCAACACCGCUACAGCACGACUCGGCAAAGGUGGUCGCACCGAGCUCGAUCCCUUCGAUCGCGCCCUCAGUGCCUUCACGGAUGCCGAGGACGUCGCACGCAAACUUGUCGAGGACAAUGCCGAGGCGCUCUCCAAGAGCCACUCGGCCAGGUACGAGACUGCUAGUAAGGAUCUGCAAACCGCCCACGAUCUCAUCUUUUACCGUCUGCUCGCCCUUCGUGUCUGGCGCAACUUGCGCCUCGUUGCUGAAGUCGAGCGACGUGCCGAGAAGCGUGAAAAGCGCGCCAUGUCUGGCGUCGAAGCGCGACUCAAGGGCAAAGCCAAUCUUUCCUCCGCCUCGGCGGCUCAGAAGCGCAGUCACAAGAGCAAAGGCAAGCAGCAGAAGCUCCAAGAAGCUAUUGCAGCCAAGAAGGCGCGAGGUCCUCGCAAGAAUCCCCCUGGAUCGCGUGCCAAGAUGCCCCGCACCACCCCUCGCUCUCACGCACGCAAGCCGGCCAGGAGCGGCACCAGGAAGCUACGAACCCGUCAGGCUCUUGCUCGCGAGAACCGUGCUCGUGCCAUCGCUGCGCAAAAGUCCAAGCGUCGCGGUGCGCGAGCCGUGCCAUCGCUCGCCAAGCUUCUCGAUGCUGCCGAGACGAGUCUCGUCGCAAUGGGCUCGAUCGGUCUCAUCGAAUCCGAGCCGGACGUCUCGAGUCUGGUCGAAGCCAAGGCGGCCUGGUUCCGAAGCGAGAUCCUCCGUCACCUCGCCCGCGCCUUUUCGCUGUCGGGCGCUCACGCCGAAGCUGUGCUGCUGCUGACCCGCGCUCAGCUGUACAUUCGACAGGCACGCCAAGCCGCCGAUCUGGCUGAAGACGUCGACGAAGAGGAUGCCGACUUCCCACCUCGUCUCAAGUCGAGCGAUGGUCCCGAUGCCGUCUUUGACCACUCGGAUCAGGCGCUCGAGAGCCUCAAAUGCGGAGUGCAGAAGUCGCUCCUCAAGGCUCAGCAAAGCAAACGCAAGUCGCGCGUCGGCAAAGGCAAGGCCAGCUCGUCCAUGUCCGACUCGCGUGCUGGUCAAGCACUCCAAGAAUUGGCACGAAAGUACAUUGACUUCGACCCCGUUUCGCUGCAAGAAGCUCAAAAGGUGCCGGAAGAUGUCAAGGUAGAGUACGAGAGGGAGCAGCAAGCCGCUUUGAACCCCACCGCUGCCCAAACGCAAGCCAAGGCGUCCAAAGCACCUAGCAAGUCCAAGCCGGCUGCCACUUCCGUGGCUAAAGCCGUCAAGGCAGAACCAGUGCAGCCGGUCGCCGACGAGGAGGCCGGCGAAGCGGAGCACUUUGAGGAUCACGACGACGAUGAGGACGAUUCCGAUGAUGAGGGUGACUACUCGUUGGCCUACGACCCAGCAAAUGCACUCGCCGAGGAGGAGGAAGCCAGGUUGGAAGCCGAAGCCGCCGCUAAGAAGAAAGCCUUCGCUGUCCAGGAUCCUAGCAGCCCCACCGACGUUGAAGCACAUCUUGCUUCCAAUGCUCGACUCUUUCAGAAUAUGUCAUCCCUACUUGCAGAUGCAUGUUGUUGUCCAAGAUCUUGUGUUCUCAAUUUGGCAGCUCUUCGUCCAUCAGCUGCAUUCACCUUCAAGAACGCUCGUGAAAGGCUGCAGAUUCUUGCCAUUACGUCUUUGGUGCUCUUUGGUGCCAUGCGUGCUGGUGACAUCUGCCCAGAUGCAGGAUACCCGAAUCACUUCACCGUGCAAUGGAAGCGCAUCCUCUUCUUUGUCCAUCAGGUCAAUGGCCAAAUGACUUUGGCAGUCAUCAUUACCCUCCGAUACCUGAAAGGUGAGAAGUUUGACCACAACAAGCUUCGUCAGGUUCUCCUCAACUCAAGGCCUGAUAUCCCCACUCGCGUUGAUCCUGUUCGACUCCUUGCAAUUCUUGCUUGCUGCGAUGCUGCAAUGUUGGAUGUGACCCAUCCUGCACACUUGGAGGUCUCGGGCAUGGCACCCUCCAACCUCGACCCUUCCACCAAGCGCUUUGAAUUUGAGAUCAGUCCCAACCUCAAGGAGACUACUGUCUUCCGCACAGUCAAUCGGACUGACUCGAAGCGCUCUGUCUCACUGCGGCUGAAGAGGCUGCCAUCCAGCAAGACGAAAGGAUUAAGGAAGCUAGGGACGAGAGACAAGCGACGGGCAGCCGCGUCGUCGCUGCCAUCCUUUCGCAUCUCCUCGCCGACCUCUUCGGACUCCGACUUUGAGCUGGACACAUUCUCGACGCCUGCGGACGAAGUGGACGGAUCAACAAUUGGCGGACGGGGAGCGAAAGGGAUAGGGGGGACAAAGAUGGCCGAUCCAGCUAGCGCUGCUACCGACGCCGUUUCUGCAACGGUCGGACGCACGAGAAGAGGAAAGGCGGACCAGCUUGCUGACUUGGAUCGGUUCAACCCGCUACGGUCGACACAAGUCGAUGGAGAUGAUGAAGACGAGGGAGAGGACGAAAGCGAUCUCAGCCCGUUGGACGAUUCGGGGCUAAGUUCGGCCAGCUACCUCGCAAGGCUCACUGGUGUAGCCUGCCUCGGCGGCUUGCAGUUCGGCUGGGACACGGGAAUUGCGAGCGGUAUGCUCGUUGCUAUUCAUGCCGACCUGGGUCAUGAACUCAGCGAGGGAGAGCAGGAGCUCAUUGUAAGCGCUACAACGGUCGGAGCGAUCCUCGGCUCGAUCGUUGCGGGAAGGAUGGCGGACUGGCUGGGUCGCAAAAAAGUCAUGAUCGGUAGUGGCAUCCUCUUCCUGCUUGGUGCACUCGAACAAGCCGCGUCGCAGGUGGUCAGAGAGCUCGUGCUCGGUCGAGUGCUGGUCGGACUCGGCGUGGGUAUGGCCAGCAUGGUGGUGCCGACGUACCUGGCAGAGGUGGCGCCUACCAAAGUACGCGGAAGGGUCGUCGGCAUCAACAGCUUGCUCGUAACAGGUGGGCAGGUCAUCGCGUACUUGAUCGAUGCGGCUUUCUACCACUUGCCGCACGGGUGGAGAUGGAUGGUGCUGGCUGGUGGUAUACCUGCGGUUUUCCAGCUGGUGGGAAUGAUCUACUUGGAUGAGUCUCCGAGGUGGCUCGUCGCACGCGGUCGGAUCAUUCGGGCUCGAAGGGUGCUUCAGCGCAUCUAUCCGCACGCCAGUGUCCGCAUGAUCGACAAUGAGAUCGAUCGCAUCGCACGUAGCAUGCAAGGUGCCACGCGACAUUCGGUCGACCCAGAUGCUUCUCACGCCGCGGAUCGUCGGGCAGAAGAGGACAAUCAAGGAACGCACAACGAUCUCCAAUCGACCCUGGGCAGGAUCAGCGCGGCACCCGCACAAAUCACCUCUUCAGCACGCGAAACGACCACGCAUGUGAAGAGCAAGCUCAACAUGCUCGUGCACGAUCCCACGCAUCGGCGUGCGCUCAUGAUCGCUUGCGCUUUGCAAUUCUUCCAACAAGCCACUGGAGCCAACAGCCUGCUCUACUACUCGUCACGGCUGCUGAUGAUGGCAGGCUUUGUCGUCAACCCGAACGCAGCAGCGAUCGGGAUCGCCAUCGCCAAUUUUGGUGGCACGGUGAUUGCGGUCCGUUACAUCGACUCUUGGGGACGUAGAAGGUUGCUGCUCUACACUACUGCAGCCAUGUCGUUCUUUCUCGCACUCGUCGCCACUGGGUUCAGCCAGAUCGAUCUUGGUCCUGUGAUCGGCAGCCCCGAACAAACCGAGCAUGCGUCUACAUCUGCAUGGCCCUACUUGACGUUGCUGUUUAUGAUCUUCUUCACCCUCAGCUAUGCGCUGGGGCUCGGAAUUGUACCAUGGCUUGUUCAGUCCGAGAUCUUUUCCGGACAGUCUCACGCAGUGCAUCACAAUCAGUACCGAGCGAUGUUCUACGAGAUCGGACGUGCCGAAAGCCGUGUGUGA
This is a messenger RNA of Pseudozyma hubeiensis SY62, 5091 nucleotides long. RefSeq lists its product as hypothetical. The transcript is spliced from 7 exons. Gene Ontology annotation, molecular function: signal recognition particle binding; myo-inositol:proton symporter activity; 7S RNA binding. Gene Ontology annotation, cellular component: membrane; signal recognition particle, endoplasmic reticulum targeting. The coding region runs from base 1 to 5091 and encodes 1696 amino acids. The record is from RefSeq and is a predicted model, not a curated record. Gene Ontology annotation, biological process: transmembrane transport; SRP-dependent cotranslational protein targeting to membrane. NCBI's taxonomy places the organism in Eukaryota, Fungi, Basidiomycota, Ustilaginomycetes, Ustilaginales, Ustilaginaceae.